Messenger RNA from Trachymyrmex cornetzi, 3166 nucleotides. It is a transcript of the gene Tsf3, whose product is annotated as Transferrin 3. Gene Ontology annotation, biological process: iron ion transport. The record is from RefSeq and is a predicted model, not a curated record. NCBI's taxonomy places the organism in Eukaryota, Metazoa, Arthropoda, Insecta, Hymenoptera, Formicidae. The coding region runs from base 396 to 2594 and encodes 732 amino acids. Gene Ontology annotation, cellular component: plasma membrane; early endosome; recycling endosome. The transcript is spliced from 15 exons.
CGUUUGAAACCUAUUAUUGUCGGCGAUUAGAUAUCACGUGAAAGAGUGUAUCUAAAAAUGAACGUUAUUAUUCCAUAUGUCCUUCUUGUUGUUAGAUAUAUUUUAUUAACAUAUUGAAAGAUAUCUCAAUUCUUUGAAAAUAACGGGAAAACUUUGCGCGUAAGACUACUUAAAUUAAGUGGAUAAUUAUUUAUUGUAAUUAUAUAUAACGUUUAGCAUACAGGCGGCUUCACUUGAGAUGGUCCAGCAAAAUAUAACUCAGUGAUAACUAUAUCAUAUUACUGUUCUUUGUACGAUAAUAGUGAUCAUAUUAAAUAAUCAUGAGAGUGCGGUGGCAUUAAUUGGAAAAUCUCUUUUCGGGAAAUUCUGUUAAACAGAAGAUUUUAUUCAAAGGGAUGGUAGCAGAGCAAAGAUCGACCAUGGAUCUUCGUAUAGUUUGUUGGUUCAUUUUCUCUCUUGUCACAGCUUUCGUAAAUAGUUACGAAUACGUCAGUGCUGCUAACAAGUGGUCACUGUGCUUAGUCGAUAGUGUACACACUACGCAAAGAAUUCUUUCACUCUGCCCGAAACUGGCCAAGAGUCCGGUAGAAUGUGUUAUAGAAACUGAUAGAUUUGGCUGUUUACGUCGAGUAGCCAAUGGUGAUGUCGACAUCACUGUGUUGGAGCCAGAAGAACUUGUGGCGAUAAGAAACUACAAAGUAUACAGUGUACUAGUCACGAAUGAAUUAAGACUCUUCUCAGAUGAUGACCAUCGUUUUAAAGUAGUGGCCAUAGCGCACAAAAAUGUGCAACGCAUAUGGGAUGUCAAGGGAAAGCGAUUGUGUCAUCCCGGUUUAGAUACAGUCGAUGAUUGGACUAAAAUUUUCUCAAUGUACUUUGAGAAUCUGAUAAUUAAAAAAGAAUGCGACGCAAAUAUGACGCUGUUCGAGAACAGAGUGCAUGCUCUGUCCAACUACUUCGAAACGGCUUGCAUCGCUGGCCCUUGGUCGGCAGACACAGUAUUUGAUUAUCAAUUGAAAUCGAGAUAUAGGAAUCUCUGCGCCGCUUGCGAGAAACCAGCUAGCUGUUACAACACCGACAAAUAUUAUGGACGAGAGGGUGCCCUGUUGUGCCUCACCGAUGGCAUGGGCGACGUUGCCUGGGUCAGAUUGGGAGACGCUCGCGUACACUUCAAGGCACAGAUGAUCGAUGUGCAAGAUUACAAAUUUCUAUGCCCGGACGGCACCACGAGACCGCUAAACUUUCAGGAACCGUGCAUCUGGAUAUCUAAACCAUGGCCGGUUAUUGUAGCUAGACCAUCGAAUGCUGAGAAUAUUGCCCAUAUGAUGAAUUCGAUGAUGAACAGAACGUUUAGUUGGGAAUCCAAUGUCUUACAGUUAAUGGAGAACUAUUACAUUACAUCUACUGACGUGAAAGAUUUGCAAACGCCCGACGAUUACUUACAUCGAUAUCCAAACUUCUUGAGCGCUAACGUUCGAACGGGUUGUCUACCAUCAAGAGACGUACGUUGGUGUCUGGUAUCCAAUCUCGAAAAGCGUAAGUGCAGCUGGCUAAGAGACGCUUCUAUCGUUUACGGCGUGGAACCGUUGAUUUCCUGCCUUCAAGAAACUAGCAGAGAAGCAUGCGUAGAGGCCACACGAGAAGGAAGAACGGACAUUUUUUUGGCGCGGCCUGAAGAGCUUCUCGAAAACAAAAUGAUGGGUUUGAAGCCUAUUAUCCACGCGAUGGCGCACAGCCGGCAAGAAUUGAAUAGGAUCGCGGCGGUUGUCAAAAGAAAUUCCAGAUUCAGAGUUAUGCAGGAUCUUAAAGGUGCCAAGGCGGCCUUCACGGGCUACAGAAGCGUCGGUUGGAACGCUUUUGUAACGUUAAUGAGGAACGAGUCGAACGGAAAUUGGGAUUGUUCGGACGCGCAGGCUAUUUCAAAAUUCUUCAAAGAUAGCUGUGUCCUCGGAUGGAAUAAUAAAAAUAAUGGCAACGAGCUCCCGGCUAAUUUACAUUCAUUAUGCAAGGAAGGUGCGGAACAUGCGGGUGACGAUCUAAAUACUUUUAAUUACUUGGCUUCCGGUGUCGUCGACGUUGCCUUCGUCAAUUUAAAAGUCAUAGAAAACAAAACGGAAGCCGGUGAUUUUUAUUACGAGAGAAUUGAUAAUAAGAAUAUAAAUCGUUUGCCUAAGUACAGAGUAUUAGGUCCGACCUUGGCGGAAGCUAUAAAAAGAGUUCCGUAUUUGCUCGCUUGGACGUCUCUCGGAUCGAUAAUGGCACACGAGAAUAUCACGGAUCUAAGACGCCAAGAAAUUUAUACGAUGCUACUUGAAAUGGAUAAGAUAUUUGGAAGAAAAUUCAAUGGACAAGCACCCACAUUCUUAUUAUACGGGCCUUACGAGGAUAAUCAUGGUGUUAUCUUUCCUGAUGGCACACGCUAUUUACAGCUACACGGUCAUCAGACAUUAAAGGGACGCAGUUACGACCAAAUUGUAGAAGAGUUUGUGAAACAAGAAAUUUGUAAUGCUGCUAGUGCAUGGAUUUCUCGUUCAGAGAUUCUUUUCCCAUACAUGAUUAUAAUCUUCGCUCUAAAUAGAUUAUUGAACUGUUGACGAUGGAUGGAUAGAUUACGCUCUCUAUACAAUGUCAUGUAAAUAAAGGGUAGUUCAUUAUUGGUGACAUAAUACAUGCCUGAAGCCGAGUUGCACAUUCGACCAAUUUUUUUUUGGUGCAUUCGGGGAGACGCUAUUAGCUUAAUUUACAUACGCGUUCUACUUUAAAGUGCUAUUUUUUUAGUUUCUAACAUAAUAAUAAUAAUAAUUUUUAAACAGUAAAUGUGGGACAAUAUAUGUUUUAAAGUCCUACAGCCCUAUAGUGCCCUGUAUGAAUUACGGUUAAUAUCUAUCAUCCCUGAGUUCGAGCGUCUUUAUAUCUCCGCACGCGGUCUAAAUGCCAUGAACAAAAAGAGUAGGGAUGACGAUGGGCAAAAUUGGUCGAAAUGUACAACUCGGCUCCAGGCCUGACGUAAUAUAAUUUCGCAUAAAAAGAUAAAUUUUUUUUCAAGCAGUUUUACUUUUGAGAAAAUCAAAUUUGGAGAUUGGACAAUUAAUAUCAAGUUAAUUAAGUUUGCAUAAUUUUCAAUAAUACAGUGCCAUACAUCGAAAGAUAAUUAAACAGCAAUUAC